This is a messenger RNA of Dunckerocampus dactyliophorus (ringed pipefish), 3399 nucleotides long. RefSeq names its product G protein-coupled receptor, class C, group 5, member Bb (gene gprc5bb). Gene Ontology annotation, molecular function: G protein-coupled receptor activity; protein kinase activator activity; protein kinase binding. The coding region runs from base 410 to 1807 and encodes 465 amino acids. Gene Ontology annotation, cellular component: signaling receptor complex; intracellular membrane-bounded organelle; plasma membrane. NCBI's taxonomy places the organism in Eukaryota, Metazoa, Chordata, Actinopteri, Syngnathiformes, Syngnathidae. Gene Ontology annotation, biological process: G protein-coupled receptor signaling pathway. The transcript is spliced from 4 exons. The record is from RefSeq and is a predicted model, not a curated record.
UAUCUCACUUGAGUGGUCUGAAGCAGAAGUGCCAAAUAACAAAAUUGGACAAGAGCAACUUUGAAUGUGAAGUGGCGUGCUUAUUAUUUCCUGGUUAGACGAGCGCACCAGCAGUCCCUGCUUCCUAUGUGUGGGUGAGCGCCAGCAAAGCUGGGAUUGCAUCUCUGUUGACACCUCCGCACAGUCAGCAUGAAGCAGGGAGAGAGAAACAAGCAGACAGGCUGAGUGAGAGCAAGCGGAGGACAUAGGGUGCCAGAAAGAGGAAGAAGAGAGGAAGGGAGACAUAUGAGAUAUUUGUGGGUGAAGUAGUCAAGCAGCAAAGAACUGAUCAUCCUUUUUUACAGUUGUUGUGUCUCAGCAACAGCAGGACAUCAUCUGCUUGACAAAAGAACUUAAAGGACAUUUUCAAAUGCAACAUGGAAGCUGUUUGGUCUCUGCAAGCCUAAAAUUUGAGUUUGUGCCAAAUGAUGAAUGGAAGAAUGAGACACCUCUUUGUUAUGAAUUGUUAAGAAUUCCAUCUGAGAAUCUCGACAAGAUGGCUGUCAACGCUUUCACCAUCUUCCUCUUGCUGCUCAUCGGCUAUUGCACAUCGCACCCAUCACCUCCUCCUCCGCUGGGAUGCAGUGAGAAUGUGAAACCUUCAUACAGAGUGCUGUGUGACCUGGAGUCAGUGUGGGGUGUUGUUCUGGAGGCGUUGGCCUGCAGUGGGGGCCUCACCUCUCUGAUCCUGUCUGCGCUCCUGCUCGUCAAACUGCACUCUAUCUCUGACCCGGCCAGACGCUCUGGCGUGGGACCGCUUCUCCUGCUCCUGGGCACGCUCCUUGGGAUAUUCCUCAUUUCUAUUGCUUUCCUUGUGGGAAAGAACCAGAUCCUAUGUGUGAUUCGCAGGGCCUUCUGGGGCCCCCUUUUUGCCCUGUGCUUCUCUAGCUUGUUGGUCCAGGGAGUGAGGCUCAGGAGGCUUGUGGUUGGGAAGUCAAGCCCGUCAGGUAGCUCGCUGGCUGCACUGGGCCUGGCCUUGGCCUUGGUUCAGGGGAUCAUCUCUGCUGAAUGGGUCCUUCUCACUGUAGUCAGGGAGGGCCACCCAGCCUGUGAAUAUCCACCUCUGGACUUUGCUUUGACAUGCAGCUACACCUUAGGGUUGCUCCUCAUCGCUAUGGGGCUCUCUCUAGGGGUGGUGUUAUGUGGGGGUGAGUUUGGGGUAGAGGGAGCACAUGAGAGUGAGGAGGAUAGAGAAGGAGAGAAUGACAAAAAGAGAUGGAAGUGUAAUGCAGUGUGGCUCUUCCUGGCAAGCCUUGCAUCAGCCUUGCUUUGGGUGGCCUGGCUUGGCUUCUAUCUUUAUGGGAGCCAAGCAGUGAGGCUCAGAGGAAAAGCGGGGAGGUCAGGGGGAGGAGCAGAAAAGGCAGAAGACCGUCUUCUGGACGAGCCUGCUCUGGCGGUGGCCCUCAUUGUUCAGGGCUGGAUCCUUCUGCUGUUCCACGCCAUUCCAGAGAGCCACCUGUGUCUCUGGAAUCGUCCGCAAUGUGGCACGCAAGAUUUCUUUGACACCAUCGAGACGACACCUCCUCCACACUUCAGAGACGAGCUCUCUGCACAUUCUCAUCAAGCCUUCCAGGAAAACCAGGCCUUUUCUAUGGAGGAACACAGUGCAACGCUCCGCAGCGGAAACUACCCGAGCGGUCACGGGAGCAUUCGCCCCGGCAUCGCUUUCAGAGGUCACGUCUACCAACCAACUGAAAUGGCUCUUGUUAUGAAUGGCGGUACGAUGCCUACGGCUCCUAUUAAUUACACUGGAAGACGGCUCUGGUAAAGUGGUCAUGUGACACUACACACGUCUGCUCCUUCAUUUCCUGAUGCCUAACUUAUGCCUAAAACAUAUCAUACAAGAUGGACUGACGAAAGCACAAAAAGCUUCACGUAUUUAUGUUUUUUUGCUGAAUGUUUGCCUCCUUGUUAAAAAAAAAAAAAGAGAUGAGGAACUUUUGUCUGAACUGAAGGCUGCUUCACACAUUGUGUGUCAUACGUAAACACACUGACAGGGAGCGCUCGAGGAGGGCCAAUAAAAACUUUCAGGAUGUGAAUUCACCCACUUGCAUACACCUCACAAAGCUUGCUUUGCCUCACGUGUCCUUUAAUGUCUCACACACCAUUUGACUCUUCCAUUCAGAGUGCUACUGGAUAUUAUUAUCUGAAAACAUUAUAAAGUCCAGGGCUCUGAAAAUGUAAAUUACAUGCACAUGAAAGUAAUAGAAAGUCUGCGGCAUGUGGGUGACUAAAAAGCCAUUUAAUACUCUAUUCACCAGCCACAACAUUAAGUACACUUGCACAAUUUUUAAGGUGUAAAAUAACAGCUGUACCAAUUGGCUCUCGUGCAGUACAAGUGUCAUAAACACAGUUCAGGAUGAUGCUGUGUAGUUUUACAACCACAAUAAUAAACAUUAUUGUGACAGCAUCUGACAGCGUCAAUCAAAACUUGCACUUGAUCUCAUUCGAUGUGCAAAUGUACUAUGAAUGGUGAGGCCAGUGAGUAUAUACAUAUAUAUAUACUGUAUAUAUAAAAUACAGGGUUUAAGCUAUCUUGGGCCCUGUCAUUUUGCACUUUAUCAGAGCUAAUUUGGUCACUACUGUAUGUGGUAAUAUUUGAGAUAGACUAUCCUGUAACAGUAAAAUUGUAUGUAUUUUGUCUGGAUUUUCAGUGUUUUCUAGGAUUUCGAUGUCCAUAUUGAGUGGAAAAAAUCAGUAACAAUAAUUGUCUCAAGGGGCAACUGGUUUUCAUUCUGUCCCAAAAAAUGAUAUUUGAUACAACUGGAACGACCAAAAAGUGCGUGAUGUCAGUCUUGACAGUCUCCUGAACCAGCUUGAGAGUGUUUUUGAUUGCGAUUCCAAAAGUGGAAGAUUGUGGACAAACUGUUAUUGCCAAAGUAACAGUGUUGCUGCAAACAUUUAACAUUUUGUUGUUGUUUUGUUAUUUUUUUUUUGGUUAAAGUUGAGAGAAAACUUGCUUUCAAAUCAAAUGUAUGAAUAAUUAAACCUUAAGCAGAAACAGCAAUUUUACUGAAAGGCCAAUCUAAUCAUACCACUGGGAACAUUUUGGACUAAAUAUGUCUUGCUAAUUAAUUAAUGAGCUAUUGUUCAGUUUUCGGAAAUGUUGCUUUUGUGAGUGAGAUUUAUGCUACAAUUUUAUAUCCCGUAAACAUUGUCUUUACAUGAUUGUUAUGGAAUAUUAUGAUUUAAGUUUGUUAAUCAAAUGUGAAAAGCACUGGGAUUUAACUUUAAUGAUCUAAUGGCAAUUGCACUGUCACCGUUUAAUGGCAGCAUAACAUGAAUGUUUGUAAUGUGAUUUGCACAGAGUGACUAAUACAUCAGUGCACAUUUUCUCCUAAAUGUUGCCUUCAUUUGCUA